Molecule: messenger RNA, 2001 nt
Organism: Neltuma alba
Lineage: Eukaryota; Viridiplantae; Streptophyta; Magnoliopsida; Fabales; Fabaceae
Product: B3 domain-containing transcription factor ABI3-like
Molecular function (GO): DNA-binding transcription factor activity; DNA binding
Source: RefSeq, a predicted model, not a curated record
AUGCAAAUUAUAGGUGGUAAUAUAGCCAUGGAGGAAGAAAACGCCUUGGAUGUUAACAAAACUGAGAUCUGGCUUCAAGAUGAACAAGACGAUCUUCUUGGUGUGAAUGAUGUCUCCAUGUUUUAUGCUGAUUUUCCUCCUCUUCCAGAUUUUCCAUGCAUGUCAUCCUCUUCGUCAUCUUCCUCAACUCCAGCACUGCAAGUCAAGACCACGACGUGCUCUACAACAUCUUCAUCCUCCACCGCUACAUCAUCAUCAUCGUCCUCUGCCGUGUCAUGGGCAGUUCUGAAGUCCGAUGCCGAAGAUAAUCUUCGGAUGGAGGACAGCCGCCGCCGCCACCGCACUAGCAACUUUGUCCUCCGCCGCUUCCACAGAGAUCCCUUUACCGCCUACGAUUGUGCUGUCGAGAUAGAGGAGCCUUUUCCGUACUUGGACAUGUUAGAGAUCAACGAUUUUUUCGACCCGGCAUUAGUUUUUCAAGACGAGGAUUGCCCAUUAGAAGAAUAUCCCCAGAAUCAGAUAGAGCGGGAGCAGGAACAACAUGCAAUUACACUGCUGCAGCAAUCAGAGGAUCAAGAUCGGCAUGUGCUCUUUAAUGAUAAUAACUACGAAGAAGAGAUUCAAGGAAAAGGAGGAAACCCAGAUGGGGAAAUGAGCGACGUGUUCUUGGAGUGGCUCAAAACGAACAAGGAUAGCGUCUCUGCAAAUGACUUGAGGAGCGUUAAGCUCAAAAAAUCAACCAUAGAGUGUGCUGCGAAGCGCUUAGGAGGAGGAAAAGAAGCCAUGAAGCAAUUGUUGAAGCUUAUUCUUGAAUGGGUUCAAACUAGUCAUCUUCAAAACAAAAGCCGUUGUAAUAAGGAGAGUGACAUUAAUAAUAAUGACAAUGGUGCGCCUCCAAAUUUCCUCACAAACCCUAGCUCUAAUUCCAACCCUAAUUUCUUUGGAGUACCUCAGUCAUGUCCAUGGGUCUCUCAUCCUCAGCCUUAUGGGACAGAUCCGGCGACUAUGGUAGCCGUGCCGCCGCCUUCUUAUCCUUUGAUUGGAAUGUUGGAAGCAGCUCAUUCAUGGCCUCCAUCUCAGUUCACCAUUGCUCCCCACUGCAACCAGUCAUCAUAUGGGGACAAUAAUGUCCACCAGGCUGGCCCACCAGUAGCGGCGGGAUUUGACGGCUAUGUGAAUCAGUAUUCAUAUCAUUAUUUUCAAGGCAUGGCGGCGGGUGAUAAGUUAAUGAGGUUAGGCCCCUCGGCGACCAAAGAAGCAAGGAAAAAGAGGAUGGCGAGGCAGAGAAAGUUUUUGUCUCAUCAUAGGAGCCAGAAACACCAUAGCCAACUACAGAAUCAUGAUAAUAAUGACCCGCUUGCAAGAUUGGGACGUGAUUAUAAUUGCAACGGAGGUUCUGCGAAUCCGGCCAAUUGGGCGUACUGGGGGGCACUGGCCGAGGAGGCAGCUUCCGUGGUUCCAGUCGUUCCAGCUGAAACCCGGCCGGCUCUGGAUCGAACAGCCAUGCAAGCUCAGAAUUAUCAAACCAGUGUCGCAUCGACAGAUCAAAGGCGUCAGGGAUUGAAGACAGAGAAGAACCUGAAGUUUCUUCUUCAAAUGUUGAAGCAAAGUGACGUUGGUAGCUUGGGGAGAAUUGUGCUGCCAAAAAAAGAGGCAGAAACCCACUUGCCAGAAUUAGAGGCGAGAGAUGGCAUUUCUAUAGCAAUGGAAGACAUUGGAACUUGUCGUGUUUGGAACAUGCGCUACAGAUACUGGCCAAACAACAAAAGCAGGAUGUAUCUGCUCGAGAAUACUGGAGAUUUCGUGAAGGCCAAUGGACUGCAAGAGGGAGACUUCAUAGUGUUGUACUCAGAUGUCAAGUGUGGCAAAUUUUUGAUAAGAGGGGUGAAAGUAAGGCAAGCAGGGGUGGCGAAAGCAGAUCAGAGCAGAAAGGCGGAAAAACGCAUCAGAAAAACCUGGCGGCUGCUAAUAAUGAGGCGCCCUCUCCAUCGUCGCCUCUGA